This is a messenger RNA of Megalobrama amblycephala (Wuchang bream), 1053 nucleotides long. RefSeq names its product claudin 18 (gene cldn18). Gene Ontology annotation, cellular component: plasma membrane; bicellular tight junction. The transcript has 5 exons. Gene Ontology annotation, molecular function: structural molecule activity. The record is from RefSeq and is a predicted model, not a curated record. Gene Ontology annotation, biological process: bicellular tight junction assembly; cell adhesion. The coding region runs from base 18 to 752 and encodes 244 amino acids. NCBI's taxonomy places the organism in Eukaryota, Metazoa, Chordata, Actinopteri, Cypriniformes, Xenocyprididae.
ACGAAGACAGAAGCAGAAUGAGUGCCAACGCGCUGCAAACCACAGGUUUUGUAUCAGGAGCCAUUGGUAUGGUUGGGGUUUUUGCAGCCACGCUUAUGGAUGUCUGGUGCACCAGGAACCAGCAGGAGCACAAGUUAACUUCCAUCUACCCUUAUAAGGGCCUGUGGAAGGAUUGCGACGUGUCCAGCUCUGGAUUCAAUGAGUGCCAACCUCUCUACAGCCAUCUGAACUACUCAGGACUCCUUCAGGCUAUAAGAGCUUUGAUGGUAGUAGCCAUUUUAGUGAGUGUGAUCGCAGUGUUCAUCGGAUUCUUCUGCCUGAAGUGUCUCAAAAUGAGAUGUAUGGAGCUAUCGACCAGGGCCAAACUGAUGCUAAGCUCAGGGAUCUUGUUUAUCAUUGCUGGCCUUUGUGGUAUUACUGGAGCAUCAGUGUAUGCUGAUCAAAUUGUGCCUAGUUUCAUGAUUACCCCAUACAAUCAAAAGCAAGGCGAGAAGGGAGGGAUACAAUGUGGGACUGGCAUCGGCAUUGGAGGAAAUGAUUCAUUUGCUUCCAGGUACACCUUUGGUCCCGCCCUAUACAUAGCCUGGGUAGGAGGAGCUUUGUUAAUUCUGGGAGGAAUUCUGAAAUGCAUUGCAUUCAAAAUAAUGCAAACCAACACUGAUACGAGAGAAGGAUAUAUUUACAACGCCCAAGCCCAGUGCAGGGUGGAAGAUGAAGUGUGCCAAGUCCAGAGAGUGAGAACAGAACAAUAAAAAAAUAAUAAUAAUGUCAGACCUAUGUAAUGCUUUGCACUGAUGAAACGUCUUUUUUUUUCUUCUUUUUUUUUUUUUUUUUGAGGGGUGCUGUUUUCAAUAAUUGCAGUAAAAAAAAUGUUUGUCAUUGUCAUCAUUGUUAAUCAUUGUCUUUUUAAUGUCUCUAUUGAAAGGUCUUAAUUGUAUACUUGGGUACAUUGGUCAGAUGAGUUUAGAAUGUCAUAGAUGUUUAAGAUUCAACAGUCAAACACUGUAAAUCAUUUGCUGUUUAGAAUUAUAAUAAACUUUUGCCACAACUGUA